UGCCUCCGCCCUUCUGAGAAAAGAGGAGGUGGUGCCGCCUUCGCUAUAAUCACGUGACGGGCGCAUCCGGGCCUUUUGCCUUCUCUCGCUCAUCCCAACAUGGCGGCCUCAGCUAAGAAGAAGAACAAGAAGGGGAAGACCCUGUCUCUGACGAACUUUCUGGCAGAAGAUGGUGGUAGUGGUGGUGGUGGUGGUGGUGCUCCCACCUAUAUUCCAAAACCAGUCAGCUGGGCAGAUGAAACAGAUGACCUGGAAGGAGAUGUUUCCACCACCUGGCAUAGCAAUGAUGAUGAUGUGUACCGAGCCCCUCCGAUUGACCGUUCCAUCCUGCCUACUGCACCUCGGGCAGCUCGGGAGCCCAAUAUUGACAGAAGCCGUCUCCCAAAAUCACCCCCCUACACUGCCUUUCUGGGAAAUUUGCCCUAUGAUGUAACAGAAGAAUCUAUUAAGGAUUUCUUCAGAGGACUGAAUCUGCAGAUAAGUGCUGUUCGUUUGCCCCGAGAGCCUAGUAACCCAGAGAGGUUGAAAGGAUUUGGAUAUGCUGAGUUUGAAGACAUAGACUCCUUGCUCCGUGCCUUGAGCUUCAAUGAAGAGUGUCUAGGGAACAGGAGAAUACGAGUGGAUGUUGCUGAUCAAGCUCAGGAUAAAGAUAGGGAUGAUCGCUCUUUUGGCAGAGACCGUGAUCGCAAUCGGGAUUCAGAAAGAUUUGAGACUGACUGGAGGGCACGUCCUGCUACAGAUAACUUUGAUGAUUAUCCUCCUCGCAGAAGCGAGGAUAGCUUUGGAGACAGAUUUCGGGACCGUGAUCGCUAUGAUUCAGACCGGUACCGUGAUGGUCCCCGAAGAGAUACGGAUCGCUAUGGAGGCCGAGACCGUUAUGAUGACCGUAGAGAGUAUGACAGGGGAGGUUUCGACUCGAGGUCAGGCAGUGGCAGAAGAGCCUUUGGCAGUGGGUACCGCCGGGACGAUGAUUUCAGGGGUGGCGGUGACCGCUAUGAGGACCGUUACGAGAGGCGGGAUGAUCGAGUGGAUAGGUGGAGCAGCAGCUCGCGGGAUGACUAUUACAGGGAUGACAGCCGGCGGGAUGACAGAGGUUCUACUCAGAGGCCAAAACUGAAUUUGAAGCCCCGGAGUGCUCCCAAGGAAGAAGAUACAUCUGUAGCCCCUGCAAGUCAGUCUAGCCGUGCAGCUUCUAUCUUUGGAGGAGCCAAACCUGUGGACACGGCUGCAAGAGAGCGUGAAGUAGAAGAAAGGCUCCAGAAGGAGCAAGAGAAGUUGCAGCGCCAACUGGAAGACGAUAAACCCAGGCUAGACAGGCGGCCCCGGGAACGGCACCCCAGCUGGCGUAGUGAAGAAAAUCAAGAGCGGUCAAGGACAGGAAGCGAAUCUUCACAGACUGGCAGCACAACUCCUUCUGUGGGGACUGGUCCAACAGGGAGAACUUCACGAAGGAGGGAGAGCGAGAAGUCAUUGGAAAAUGAAAACAUCGGCAAAGAGGAUGAAAGUCUUUCUCCAACCUCCAAGACUCCUAGAGAAGAGAAGCUUCCUUUGAAAGUAAUGCCAGCUCCUCCUCCAAAAGAAAAUGCCUGGGUGAAACGAAGCAACUCGCACCCAGCACGCUCGCAGAGCUCUGACUCCGAUCAGCAUUCCCCAACAAGUGGCAGUCAAGCUGUGCCAUCUGAAGAUGGAGUGUCCUCCAAAAGUGCCCCACGAAAAGGAGAUGAAAACAGACCUGAUGGGGGAAAGGAGAGUGUUCCAAAGGGCCGAAGAGGGAGCUCUGGCCGUGGUCCUGGAGAUGGAGGCAGCAGAGACCAUUGGCAAGACCUGGAACGGAAAGAAAGCAACGAGGAACAUGACUCGAGAUCUGCAUCUGAGCCAAAGAAAUUUGAAGAGAACCCUGUCCCCAAAUUUAGCUGUGCUAGCAAGUAUGCUGCUUUGUCAGUGGAUGGUGAUGACGAAGCUGAAGGAGAAGAGUAUGCUGACUAAAUUCUCCAUCCCCCUCCAUGUUGUCUCCUAACCGGUUGCCAUCCAGGAACUUUUGGAGAGCAAAACCAAACCUUUAUUCAGACAAGACAGAAAAAUAAAAGCCUACAAGUCAACAUCUCCUGGGAGAGACCUUUCUUAAACCUUUCUUUAAAAAAAUAAGAAAAAAUGAUAUAGAAUUUCUCUUGCAUGCUGCUGCAGCCUUUAAAGUAUUGAACUUAACUGGAGAAAUCCCUGCAAAAAAAAGUAUAGCAAGAGGGAAAAAAUGGCAGGUAUCUUUUUAAAAAGGAAAGAAAGAAAUAGGCCCAAUGUGUGUUUGAAUGUUACUUCACGCUGCUUCUAAUCACAUUCAGAGCCUCAGGUCCUUUCCAUUAAGAGCUAAGGUUAGUGCUUUAGUAGGCUAGUGUGUGAGUGCAUCGGGAACAUGGACAGCUAAACCCUGUCUCUUUCCCUCUUUUGGUAGCUUGAGUGGCUUCUAUAAUAUAAUCUCAAAGCAGUUAAUGCACUGGGGAGGGAAAGCAGUAUUACCUUAAUUAGUUGAAAGAAGGGACAAGUUAGCUUUCAAGUUAGAAGAUCUCCGCCCAACAGGUAUCUCCAGAGUUUAGGUGCAUGCCUUGCCCUUUUGGUAUGAUGGCUGGCUCCCCACCCCCCUUUCCCCCCAAAUCAUCUGCCUUUAGAAAGUGUUACUGAGGCUGAACACAAGGCCUUUGCUCCCAGGAUCCUCUUCCUGGAAGUUUUCAGGGCUGUAUCCCACCCACUCCAGAAAUUGGCACUACUGAAAAAUUGCUUCAGUACAGAAAGCCACUUUUCAUUCAGCUCCUAUGAUAUCAGCCUCCAUGUCAGUAGUCACUGUGCAGUGUUGGCACAGAGAGUAUACGGAUAGACCAUGCAGAAGAUAACUUUAUAUGUUUGAAGCUCCAUCGUUCUAAAUUUCCAGUAACCUUCCUAAAGGUACUGUGCUAUAUGAGGAAUGCUAGGGAGCAAUUUAAUUUUAGGGGAUUAUAAACUUUCCUUGAAGUGUUUUCUGUCCUUCUGUCCGCUUUUAAUCAUUGAAGGGCAAUCACUAUACUGUCACAAAGUAAUAGCACCUUUUCAAAUUUGGAGCACUCUUUAAAGAGAGCGGAGGUCGUCAAAAGCGGUGGAGCAUCUUCAUUGCAUCAUGUGACGGUUCAUUUCCCUCCUCUAGCUUAGGUGUGGUUCGGCAACUUGGAUAGCCAAGUUUUGACUUUCCUUUUAAUUUUCUUCAAAAAAUAAUAGGCUAUCAGAAGUUAAACUUGGGAAUAGGAAUUUCUGCCACUUGUUUUAGCAUUCUUUUAUUUUUCCGAGCAAAUGCAUAGGGGCAGAACGAAUUGCAGCACAGGGAACUGAAGCAGCACAAUGGUUUAUAGCCAGUUUACAAAUGCAUAGACACAUAGGAAGGAAGUAUUUGCCUAGGACUUGGCUGGAUUUUAUGAGAUGCGCAUGCAUUUAGCGGGGGCUAUUUUACAUAAUUUGGGGGAGAAGAACAUUGAUUUUUACUCUUGAAACAAUCUCAAGUUAUAUUAAAUUGAGGAUCCAGGCUAUUGUAAAAUUGGUACAGUUGAGGUCUUAUUUUCAUAACUUUUAAGCUACCGUUAAGUCAGCUUUUCGAAAUGGAAAGAGUAUUGUCAUUUCUCAACAAUGGGAGAUGGAAAGUGGGAUGAGACCUGGUGAAGGCAGUAGAUGGGCUUGAAAUGCAUGAUUGCUUUGAAUCUUUUAACAGUGAGGAGUUGUAUUAGAGAGAAACUGCUAAUUUGCAAAUCCCAGAAGCAUUCUCUUUCUUCCAGCAAUCUUGAAUAUUCUGUCUCUCUACUAUCAGGACAGGUUCAUGAGUGGAUUGAGGUGCGUUUUACACAUUCUGAAAAACAUGUAAAAUUUGUACAAAAUAUCUUCUAUGAAAAUGAUUUGUAAUCUGCAUGGACUUCCUGGGAGAUGUCUUUUAUUAUGUAAAAUUCCCCUCCCCACCCCUUCUUGGUUUUUUGUUUUGUUUUUCUCCAAAUAAAACUAAUCUUUAAAAUAA
Pantherophis guttatus is the source of this 4021-nucleotide messenger RNA. It is a transcript of the gene EIF4B, whose product is annotated as eukaryotic translation initiation factor 4B. NCBI's taxonomy places the organism in Eukaryota, Metazoa, Chordata, Lepidosauria, Squamata, Colubridae. Gene Ontology annotation, molecular function: RNA binding. The record is from RefSeq and is a predicted model, not a curated record.